CGAGCCGCGAGCGGAGGGACUGCUCCUCAGCUGGGAAACACUGAGGAUGACAGACGGUCGUUUGUGGAGUACAGACAGCUCAAAACACUUGUAGACGGAUCCGAAACACAGUCUUGCAGCCAUGACUUGCAUACACCCCCAGCAUGGAUCUCAGCCCUGUGAGUUCAACCUUGGCAGCUCGGAGCUUCAAAGCUCAGACUUCAUCUCCAGGCUGGCUGUCGAUAUGAGCAGCUCACGGGACCACCUCACUGCUCCAUCCCUGCCAAGCAUCAACUCCCUGGUGGGCACUCAGGCGGGCGACUUCGAUGCGUAUUCGUGUCAGUUCACCACAGCCCCUGCCCACGUCCCUCCAUCAUCAGGCCAGGAGACCCCCUUCAAGCUGGAUGACCUCCAGGUUUACGGCUGCUACCCUGGAACGUUCACGCUGAAUUACCCAGACGAGGCCGCUUCCCCUGCCGGGUCAGAUUAUUUCGGCAGCCCCGCGUCAGCCUCGUCUCCUUCAACCCCCGGGUUCCAGGGUCAGCAUGCAUCCAACUGGGAUUCAGCCUUCGGGCCAUACUCACCCAGUCCAGGAUACUGGGCAGCAGAGGAGACCUCAGUGCCACAUGCGCCCUCUUUCUUCACUUUUGGCUCAGGAUCUGUAGAAGAUAUGUCUCACAUGGGUCAACCACGCUUACGAGAGCAGGAUCCUUUCACUUUGACCCACAGUCACCCAUCUGUGCUGAACUUCCCUGCCUUGGUGAUGGAUCAAGCGCAAUGCCUUGAUGGCACUGACCAGCUGGAUGGGAGCUUAUCACCCAAGUUAAAAAGUCCCAGUGGAAAUGAGGGCUGCUGUGCUGUGUGUGGGGACAACGCCUCCUGUCAGCAUUAUGGCGUUCGCACCUGUGAGGGAUGCAAAGGGUUUUUCAAGCGUACAGUACAAAAGAAUUCCAAGUAUGUUUGCCUUGCCAACAAGGACUGUCCUGUGGAUAAGAGGAGGCGGAAUCGAUGCCAGUUCUGCCGUUUCCAGAAGUGUCUAACUGUAGGCAUGGUGAGGGAAGUUGUGAGAACGGAUAGCCUGAAAGGACGAAGAGGCCGCCUGCCGUCCAAGCCUAAAGUCGUCCAGGACGUGACAACAACCACUGUGUCUCCAGUGAGCAUGAUUGCUUCCCUUGUGAGGGCCCACAUCGACUCAAACCCCAGUGUUGGGAAGCUUGAUUACUCCAAGUAUGAUGAGACAGAAGUCAGUCCGAACCAGAAAGAGGAUGUGAGUGACAUCAAACGGUUUUACGACUUACUCACAGCCUCCAUGGAGGUCAUCAGGAAGUGGGCGAAGAGCAUCCCAGGUUUCCCUGAGUUCUGCUCAGAAGACCAGGAACUGCUGCUGGAAUCUGCAUUUGUUGAACUCUUCAUCUUGCGUCUCGCUUAUCGUUCCAGUCCUGAAACGGACAAGAUCAUUUUCUGCAAUGGGGCUGUGCUUCACAAAAUGCAGUGUGUCCGAGGCUUUGGGGACUGGAUCGACUCCAUCUUGGAGUUUUCUCAGGCCCUCCAUCGCAUGAAGCUAGACAUGUCCUCCUUUUCCUGUCUCACAGCCCUCGUCAUAAUCACUGACCGGCAUGGUCUUAAGGAGCCAGGACGUGUGGAGGACUUGCAGAACCAGCUCAUCACCUGCCUUAAACAUCACGUCUCUGGCUGCAGCUCCGACUCUUUGCGGCCCAAUUAUUUGUCCAGACUUCUCGGGAAGCUGCCCGAGCUCAGGACUCUGUGCACUCAAGGCCUCCAGCGUAUCUUUUACCUUAAACUAGAAGAUCUUGUUCCUCCUCCACCAAUUGUGGACAAAAUCUUCAUGGAUACGCUUCCGUUUUGAGUGUGAGAUAGGAGAUUAACCAUCUGUGAUAUAAAUUCUGGAGUUCAUAUGACAGCCAAAGGCAACAGACUGAGCACUGGUACUUCAGGUAGAAUUAAGUAAAACUGCAAGAAGACAACAAGAAGAAGAAUCCUAAGAGCUUCACAGGAAAAAGGGCUACUUCUGAAUUAUAAAGUGAAUGAGUUAUAAAACUUUCAGAAGCAACAUGUAUGUGGAGCUGCCACAAAACGCUCUUCCUAGUUUGUGUUUCUAGGAUAUUGUGUUCUCUGCAGAUGGAAUUAGGCCAGCUGAUGGACCAAAAUAACUGUUUACAUACAACAAGGUGUCAUGAAUGGAAACAUUUCUGAUGGAGGGAAGAUGAUUUGCACUUUCUAAACAGUUUCAAAUUGAAUACAAAUAUUAUCUGCACCACCAUUUCAAGGAUGCAAUGAGAACAACAAUUAGCUUCUUUUUUUAAAAAACAAAAAAAACCUAUGUUUUGUUGGGAUUUGCAUGACUGUAAGUUGCACAUAAAAUAUGCGACAAGGCAUUAUUUUUCUGUUCAGAUUUUAAUAUAUCAGGUGCUCCAACAUGUUCAAACAAGCAAAUCAUUUCAUAGAACCAACUUCCAGGCCCCAAAACUGAUGUUCGGUGAGUCCAAAGCAUCAGUCACUCAAAUCUCCAGUUUGCUUUAAUGCCACCAUAUGUAUUUGGUGACAAUAAAGUAGGUUAAGCCUAUAAUUCAGUGGUAUCAUUCAUGUAUCAUGAAUAGAUGUUGAGCAGCUAAUACUGUAUACUGUGUGUAUCAUCAGUACAGUCUUAUACACUGGUCUUGAAUGUAAAAUAUUUUUAAUUUCUUUUAAACCUGCUGGUGUUAUUGCUACAUGAACUGUAUUCUGUAGUCUGAUGAAAAUGUACUUUUGUUGUGAGCCUGUUAUUUUUACAAGAAGUUAUAUUUUACUGCAGCUAAACAUUAAAUAAAAUAUAAAACUGCA
This is a messenger RNA of Dicentrarchus labrax (European seabass), 2820 nucleotides long. RefSeq names its product nuclear receptor subfamily 4, group A, member 1 (gene nr4a1). Gene Ontology annotation, molecular function: nuclear receptor activity; zinc ion binding; nuclear glucocorticoid receptor binding. NCBI's taxonomy places the organism in Eukaryota, Metazoa, Chordata, Actinopteri, Moronidae. The transcript has 7 exons. Gene Ontology annotation, biological process: cellular response to corticotropin-releasing hormone stimulus; regulation of transcription by RNA polymerase II. Gene Ontology annotation, cellular component: nucleus; transcription regulator complex. The record is from RefSeq and is a predicted model, not a curated record. Bases 122 to 1846 code for a protein of 574 amino acids.